Symphalangus syndactylus (siamang) is the source of this 1127-nucleotide messenger RNA. It is a transcript of the gene MPIG6B, whose product is annotated as megakaryocyte and platelet inhibitory receptor G6b. The record is from RefSeq and is a predicted model, not a curated record. Gene Ontology annotation, biological process: megakaryocyte development; platelet formation; integrin-mediated signaling pathway. Lineage: Eukaryota; Metazoa; Chordata; Mammalia; Primates; Hylobatidae. Gene Ontology annotation, cellular component: plasma membrane.
AUGGCUGUGUUUCUGCAGCUGCUACCGCUGCUGCUCUCGAGGGCCCAAGGGAACCCUGGGGCUUCUCUGGACGGCCGCCCUGGGGACCGGGUGAAUCUCUCCUGCGUAGGAGUCUCUCACCCCAUCCGCUGGGUCUGGGCCCCCAGCUUCCCGGCCUGCAAGGGCCUGUCCAAAGGACGCCGACCAAUCCUGUGGGCCUCUUCGAGCGGGACCCCCACCGUGCCUCCCCUCCAGCCUUUCGUCGGCCGCCUACGCUCCCUGGACUCUGGUAUCCGGUGGCUGGAGCUCCUCUUGAGCGCGGGGGACUCAGGCACCUUUUUCUGCAAGGGCCGCCACGAGGACGAGAGCCGUACAGUGCUUCACGUGCUGGGGGACAGGACCUACUGCAAGGCCCCCGGGCCUACCCAUGGGUCCGUGUAUCCCCAGCUCCUGAUCCCGCUGCUGGGCGCUGGGCUGGUGCUGGGACUGGGAGCUUUGGGCCUGGUCUGGUGGCUGCACAGGCGCCUGCCCCCGCAACCGAUUCGACCACUCCCUAGAUUUGCUCUGUCCCCCCCACAUAGCUCCACUUGUGAAAACCGAGCCCCAGAGGCCAGUAAAGGAGGAAGAGCCCAAGAUUCCAGGGGACCUGGACCAGGAACCGAGCCUGCUCUAUGCGGAUCUGGACCAUCUAGCCCUCAGCAGGCCCCGCCGGCUGUCCACAGUGGACCCUGCUGAUGCCUCCACCAUCUAUGCAGUUGUAGUUUGAAGGGAAGCCCUUACUCCAAACCUCCCAAGCCAGGGGAUCCCAGCUCCCCAUAAUCCCUCUCCCCUCCUCGGUCCCUCACCUGGAAGAGGAAGGCACCAUGGUAUAGAAAUAAGCGCUAAACUGGGAGUUGGGAGACCUGGGUUCUAGGCUGUCUCUGCCACUGAUCUUACUUCUAAACUUACUCCCGUCUCUCCUAUAACCUCCAUGUCUCCCUCACCACCAGUGUCCUCUCUAUACCCAAUCAAGCCCUAGCUCCUAUCUUUUUUUUUUUUUUUGAGACAGAGUCUCGCUCUGUUGCCCAGGCUGGAGUGCAGUGGCACCAUCUCCCUCACUGCAAGCUCCGCCUCCCAGGUUCACGCCAUUCUCCUGCCUCAGGCUCCUG